CUCAAAUCGCGGAGAAAUUAGCCGAAUCUUCCAGAAUACUUCUUCCAUAUAAUAAUAUGUAGCUCACUUCUCCUUCUUCGUCGUUUCCAUCGUUUCCUAUCCCGAUUGAAUUAAUUACUGCAGUUUUCUUUGAUCGAAUCAAUAUUUUCGAUGCCUACUCGUCCGUUCGGAGGAAUAGCCCAGGACUGGGAGCCGGUGGUGCUUCGUAAGCAAAAGCCCAAGUCCUCAGAGCUCCGCGACCCGAAGGCCGUGAACCAGGCGCUUAGGACCGGCGCUCAGGUUCUGACCGUGAAGAAAUUUGACGCCGGUUCAAACAAGAAGGCUCCGGCAACGGCAGUGAACGCAAGGAAGCUGGACGAGGCGGCGGAGCCGGCUGCGCUGGACAGAGUUCCGGCGGAGGUGAGGCUGACUAUACAGAAGGCGAGGAUAGAGAAGAAAUUGACACAAGCGGAGCUAGCAAAGCAGAUUAACGAGCGAACUCAAGUGGUCCAAGAGUACGAGAAUGGAAAGGCUGUGCCAAACCAGGCGGUGCUGGCUCGGAUGGAGAAGGUUUUGGGAGUCAAGCUGAGAGGGAAGCCAAAAUGAUUGAUCGUGUGAUUGAUUGUUGAGAUAGAAUAACUUUGAACUACGUUGGGUUGUGAAUUUGUGAUGUCUUGGAAGUCAGAAUUGCUGUAAUGCGAAUUCUCAAUGGAAAUGAAGCCAUUUGUAUCUUAUAAACUUGUACUCCGUAUAUACUAGUAUUAUACUCCUCUGUCCAAGUUUCCGUCCACUAUUCACA
This is a messenger RNA of Cuscuta epithymum, 778 nucleotides long. The record is from the annotation of a GenBank genome assembly. NCBI's taxonomy places the organism in Eukaryota, Viridiplantae, Streptophyta, Magnoliopsida, Solanales, Convolvulaceae.